Laccaria bicolor S238N-H82 is the source of this 1506-nucleotide messenger RNA. RefSeq lists its product as uncharacterized. The record is from RefSeq and is a predicted model, not a curated record. The transcript is spliced from 11 exons. Gene Ontology annotation, biological process: fructose 2,6-bisphosphate metabolic process; fructose metabolic process. Bases 1 to 1506 code for a protein of 501 amino acids. Lineage: Eukaryota; Fungi; Basidiomycota; Agaricomycetes; Agaricales; Hydnangiaceae. Gene Ontology annotation, cellular component: cytosol. Gene Ontology annotation, molecular function: 6-phosphofructo-2-kinase activity; ATP binding; fructose-2,6-bisphosphate 2-phosphatase activity.
AUGGUUGCGCCGCUAUAUACAACCGCCUCAGGGCUCCUCUUCCAUGCUGGAAAGAUCCUAGUCGUCACAAUCGGCCUUCCAGCUCGAGGAAAGACCCAUAUCUCUCGUGCUUUAGAACGAUACCUGCGAUGGAUGGGUGUCAAGACGCAAGUCAUAUCUCUGGGAGACUACAGACGCAAGACAUUGGGAGGCGCACAGAAGUUGCCCCCUGACUAUUUUACUCUGGUAGGCGAGAAGAGUCCAGAAACGAUGGCUUUGCGCAAGAAGAUCUCGGAUGGGUGUGAGAAGCUGAUCUGGGAUUAUUUUGAGGCUGGAGGCCAGGUUGUUAUCUACGAUGCAAACAACGGGACCAAGGCUGCGCGGCAGGCAUUGGCUGAGAAGUUUGACAAAAGUGGCAUUCAUGUAGUGAUGCUAGAGUCGUUAUGCGAUAACAAAGAAAUUAUCGAGGCUAACAUCCGUGGCGUCAAGAUCUCCUCGCCAGAUUACCGUGGAUGGGAUCCAGACAAGGCUGUCGAAGAUUACUACCACAGAAUUCGCGAUCACGAAAAUUAUUACGAAACCUUGGAAGAAACAACAUGGCCGUUCAUCCGUAUCAUUAACGUCGGAGAGAAGAUUAUUUUAAAUAACAUCCAAGGCUAUCUUCAAUCGCGAAUUGUCUUCUUCUUGAUGAAUAUUCACAAUAAAUUCCGCACAAUAUAUUUUGCUCGGUCUGGACAAUCCCUCAUCGAGCAUUCCUACAAGGCUGACUCUGAUCUCUCUCCCGCCGGUUGGGAAUACGCAGAGAAGCUGAAAGAGUAUGUUCUUGAGCGCCGAGCGAAGAGCCUGGAGCAAAAGGGCAUCGACCCCAAAGAAAGGAAGCUGGUGAUUUGGACAUCGACCCGCCGUCGCGCCCAUCACACUGCUUGGCCAUUCUUCGGGCCUCCACCCCUACCUUCCAAAAUCAAAGUCGUCGAAAAACCGCAGAUGCUGGAGAUCAACCCCGGGAUUUGGGACGGACUGAACCCAGACCAGGCGAAGAAGUAUUACCCAGAGGACUGGGAUCGAUUUUCGAAGGAUCCAUACUCCUUCCGAGCUCCAAGAGCCGAGAGCUAUCAUGAUCUAAGUGUCCGUCUUGAACCAAUUCUGAUUGAACUGGAGCGCGAGCAAGAGGAUCUCCUCAUCAUUGGACACGCCUCCGUCAUCCGCUGCCUGCUCGCCUACCUCAUCGGCCUCCCCGCCUCCGAAAUUCCCGCCAUCGAAAUUGCGCGUGGAGACCUGCUUGAGGUUGUCCCGGCUUCUUAUGGCGUACACUCCCAUGCCUUCCAUUUCUGGGAUGGCCCAGGACGAAGUAGAGAUGGCGUGGCCGAUGAAGGGGAUGUGGGGGGUGGUGUUAAGGACGCGAAUAACUUUUAUGAGAAUUACGCGGAGGAUACCAAGGGAAAGAGAAAGGUUGCAACGGAAGAAUAUGCUGCUGUAGUCGCAGAGGCAGCUAGGGUUGCGGAGGUGGUGAACGCCCCAGGCCAUUAG